GGGGAGGAGUGCACAUUCAAAUGAAGCGAUUUUCAGCUGCAAAUCAAUGUCCGACUUUCUUCGUCUUCUUCCUCUCCUCAUCGCCGCAAGCGACGAAAGAGAAGGAGGUGGAGAGAAAUUGUUGAUGAGUUGGCAGAAGAGGCGAACGAUCUGUGACGAGUGCCAGAUAGUUGACGACUUUAAUCCUGAUUUACGACGUGCUCUGGACAGAUUUAUGAAUGCGAAUUUCUCGCGUUGAGAUCGGGAGUGGGGACGAUGCUUUCCAAAUUUUUUGCGGUGGAUUGACCUCUGCCUCGUGUGGCUUUCGUGCUUCUUGACCGUGAAGUGAGUCGGGCUCCUCCCUAACUUCUCGUUGAUGCAAUCUCGCAUCUGUUCGUUCUUGUUGGACGUAUCCAGCCUCUCUUCGAAUAGUGUACCUUCUGCAACUUUCCUGGGAUUGCUUGUCAUCCCUUUUUCUUCUCAGCGUUCUGAGAAAGCUCAACAUAGAUUCUCUGGCAUCUGGUUCAGUCCGUGAAUGUGAAACAGUAGAUGUUCUUCCCAAGAUUUGUUGGAAAUUACGGGACCCCAUUCCGUUUGUGCCUCUCGUGGCGUCAAAUGUAGAAGAGAUAAACUAUUUUGUACUUUCCCUUGCGUCAACUAGUGGCGUUAAGGCUUGCACUCUGGGAAUUCCACUCUUCUGUCAAAUCGAUCGGCUUGUGCUGAGCCUCAUGGGAUUGUCACAUAUGUUUUCAUAGAGCCGAGGUACAGUCGAUCGUUGACUCAAAUUGAGCCGCUUCUGAUUUUUUUCCCCCGAUCUCUUGUAGCUUGAAGAAAUGAGCAAUAAAACCAGGGCGUUUUACCUCCAAGCUCUUUAUCCAUCAUGCUCUGAAAUUUUUUCCUCCCCCUUUCGAGUGUAGUCGGAUGCUAAUGGUUGAAAUUUUAGUUUGCUGUCAACAUCUGUUGGUUUCCCUACACUCAGUAGUAUUUUCGUAUCGGAGUUCAUCAUGGCUACUAGAAGUAGCAACUUUAUAUUAUCUGCGUCCGCGCUUGUAGCUCAGAGCCCGCCGUCCCUGUCAAAUUCCCAGACAAUAGAUUGCAAAUUCCACUAUCCACAAUCUUCUCCAACGAAGGACAAGAAAGACCUGCCUCUUCUACAAGUUCCCGGCCAAUCUGGUCGAUUCUGCAGCCUUGGACAGCCCAGGAGGAGGGAUGUUUGUGCUGGAGCGAUGCUGUACAAUUCUAAUGUCGAAGCGGGAAGUGAUGGAGCGGAGGAUGAUGGAGAUCAGACAUGUCAUCCCUUGGACCGUGGCCUUCUAAACCAGCAACAAGUUAGUCACGACGGGAAACUGCCUUGGCAGCAGAACACUGAACAGUGCGUUGCAGGAAGCAUAGAUCAAAUCAACUCCAGUCAUGCCGCAGGUCCUGCAGGUGUUUUCGAAGGGAGCCGACUGAAUGGUAACGGCUGGAUACCACUCCGUGAUCAUUAUCUCAAGGGGAAUAAGCAGUACUAUCCACAUGCAGGCGUAUCUUCAGCGUCAGUAAGGGUCAGAGAUGGCAACCAAGAAUCAUGCAAUGCUCACAGCUCGGAGGGAACAUUGCAGAAUCAUCAUCCCACACUAACGAAAUUUGAACCGGAAGAUCGUAACCCUCACGAGGUUCUUCAAGAGGCAAAAGGGAAAGAAAUUGCUGGCUGUAUACUGGCCAUCAAGCGGCUAAGACUCGCAUGUAAUAGGACUAUUUCUAAGACACUGAGGUCUUUCAAGGGUACCAUUAUAGGUAACAGGAAGGCCGCUGACGGCAUUCUCACAUCUGACGAAACUGACUCUGAGCCAAGAAUUGCUGAAGGAAGUGACGAAGCCACUGAAAGUGACAAGCCUUCCGGCAGUUCUCGUGACGAGGAGCUUGAUGAGAUCCCGUGGGACGUGCUGAAGCGACUAUGGGAGAAUCCUGCUUUCGUAAAAUUUCGAGUUUCAAUUUCGAUGGCCAAUCUUACGAUGGCGUUGCCUACUUUUUUGUCUCGGGCUCUGCCUCUUCUCUCAAGUUCUCCGCUGAAGGGGUUCUCCUUUCCAGUUCUGGCUCCAUUGCUCUUUGGUGGAGGAAUUGUUUUUAAAAGUGCAGUUUCUAAUCUUGGAUUCGUGCUACCUCGUAUGUUGAUGUCGAUGGCAAUUAUGUGGGUUUUAUGGGCUUUAAAUCACGUCAUUCAGGAGGCGAUUCAACACCUCAGAGACAAUGGUACUUUCGAUCGAAGGGUAGCUAGUGUGCUUGUAUUGUUCUUUGAGUUGACCUUCAGUGCAAUUGCAGUUGUGACAGUCUUAUCGAGCAUCGGCUUAAAUGUCAAUUCUUUGCUUCUGCCGUCUUUUCUGGCUCUCGCGUUAGCUGGAAAGGAUGUUUGGCAAAAUUACUUUGCAGGGUUUUUCCUGUUUGCCGCUCAGCCCUUCAGACCAGGACAUACUGUGGCCCUUAUGUGCGGACAAGAAACGACCGGAGCGUCACCGACAACCAACCCCGGAGUGAUGAAGUCAGGUUGGUUCGAAGGGGUCUGUGAAGCUGUUGACCUGCGCUACACAGUUUUGCGCAACGGUCGACACCGCUUGAUGGUGCCUAAUGCCAUCUUCGUCAAGAGGAGUUUUCUUAUCAUUGACCCUGAGCCACAACCACUACCUUCCGAAUCUUCAAAGAAGCAGCACAGUCCACGAGCAAAGCCAAAGCAUCGUUCAAACAAGGUAGAUAGUGCAAUAAAAGUUUGCAGUCCACCGACAUCAUCAUCAGCUCCAAGCUUGUCAGCAAUUGCUCCGGAACCACUCGUUGGAGCUGAUGUGGGAAACGGAUCUAUGAGCAAAAGACCAAGCGCCGACAUGAAUGGUUCUGCACUGCUGCAUGGUUAAGCCAGACUUCAGUUAGGAUCCGAGGAUGUUUAAGAGUUAUGAUUCAUCUAUACACAAUGUUCAGUAACAUGUCAUCCACGCGAGAGAAUUUUGGAAGUCGAAUGGUUCUCACCAGGUUAACCUGCAUGGCUGGGUGUGCGGUUGCCGGGCCAUUCUAAUUUUUCCACAACUAAUUGAAGAAUAUAUUUAAAUAUAAAUGUUAGACAAAAAGCCAAAUCAUUUCAAUUUCAUAUUCCAGUUCCUCAAGCCAGGAGUGUCACAAGCAUCCAUAGCUAUUACAGGCACAGAGCCACCUUCACUACUUGAUCGCCCAGAACGGAUGACUUUAAAUAUAUCUGGCUUGUUUGGCCUACGCAUAGCAAAAUGCGACUGUUCUCUUCUUUCUCGUCAUCCAGAGAGCACUUCAGGAGAGUCUGAUAGUCAUGAGGAAACAGAGGAAGGCUGGAUAUCAAGGUAGAUGAAGGGAGACGGAGGCUCGUGCGGGCUGAGCCCACAUAGUUGUUGAAUUUUCAGCAGAGGAUGAAUUGUCAAGAAGCUUGUCCCACUUAAGAAGACAGCACAAGUAAAGCAUGAGAACGUAAUUCUCACAAGUUAGACAUGAAUCAUCUGAUCAUGUUUGAAUGACAUGGUUACGCGCUUUCAGCCAUAGUGCUAACC
Molecule: messenger RNA, 3521 nt
Organism: Marchantia polymorpha subsp. ruderalis
Lineage: Eukaryota; Viridiplantae; Streptophyta; Marchantiopsida; Marchantiales; Marchantiaceae
Source: the annotation of a GenBank genome assembly